CACAGUGUCUUUAGGAGUUCAGUGUGCAGACUAAGGGGAAAGGCGACACAAUAUGCAGAGGCUGUGCUUUUCUUGAAGCUAAUUGUUGUCAAAAAUUGAGUUUUUGGGAGAAAAAUGUCUGUGAUGCAACAAUCAACGGCUCUGGAAAACAAAGAACUGAUGACUUUGUAUGGAGAGCGAAACCAUUACCAAGAUAAGGACUGUGAAGAGUGUGAUCUAGAUUCAGACUGCAGUGAGGAGGGAAAAGGCAACAAAGGGAUCCGUAGUUCUCUGUCCCUGGAAAUCUACGGGUUGCACAGAGAGCAGACGGAGCAUCAAGUUUACUUCACCAACCAGGAAUACUACAGGAGACUAGAGGAGCUCAAGAGCACUCACCUUAGGAACAUGGCUGAGCUGGAGAAGAUGUACAUCAGCCAGAGCAUGGAGAAACAUGGACGAGAAGACGACAGAAGAAGGAGGAGCACAGAGACUGGACAUUCAUUCAGUGAUGGUGGUCCUUCCAGAAGACUCCAGAGGAUCAACUCCCAGGAGGAGCUGGACCUCCAUGAGACAUCCAGCGGUUCAGACCAGUCAGAGCUCUGUGGAGAGGAAAGGGUGGAGGAACUGGAGAUGGACAAGCCACAAAGAAGUCAUGGUCAAGACUGCACUUUUGGAAGAAUGCUGCUAAGUCCAGAAGAAAUGACAAACCAGAAACAGUUUUGGUUCCAGCCUAAGACCCGAUGUCUAAAACCAGAGGGUGCACUGUCCCGUCCACAUGGGGUUAAAGUUAAAGCCAACUCUAAGGUGACAGUGCCCAAACCCUUUCAGAUGAUGCUGAGAGAGGAGGAAAGGAAGCGACACAAGGUGCGGACCCGGUCUGAGGUUGAGCUGGAGAACACCUUGCUGAAACAGGAGCUGGAAGAGCUCAGAGAAUGCCAGAAGCAGUUCAGAGCAUCACCUGCACCGGCACACAUCCACCUGCCCCUCUUUGACGUCAUCAGUCGUAGGUUCAGACAGCGCCCUAUUCAAAGCAAAGAAUACCACAAUAGAGGGAACGCUGGUAAACGGGACCCCAACAGCAGCCGGGCUUCACUCACUCGCUCACCACAACCCUUCCAUUUCCUAGAGCGAGAGAGGAGGAAGAGGGAGGCGAAAAUUGUAGCAGACCUGGAGAACCUGUACCCAAAAGAGGAGCCGUACACCUUCAGAGCGAGGCCCAUGCCCAGAUCAGUGUAUGGCCCCAGAUCCGUAGAAGACUUAAAGGCCUCAUGUGUACAGCUCCAGGAGAGGGAGGCCACAGAGGGUGAGAGUGAACCCAACUCUGACCUGGAGGCAGAAGUGUUCAAGCCAGACGCCACAGCCCCUGAGGGAAACCUUCAUGGGCCUUCAAGAUGUCCAUCCAGCAAAGCGGUGAAGAAACAGAUCGAGGUGUCCAUCGAAAUGGUACAAGACCGGGAGUGGGCUUACAUGGAAUCACCCAAAGCCCCCACCUGCAACCUCUGCUCAUCCCAGCAGAGGCCCUGCUGACCAAUAAGAAUGAAUACAUCAGUGUGUGAGACAAGUGAAAAAAAAAUUAAAACGCUGACAUCAGUCCUAAACUAAGCAUUUUCGACAGUACUGCAACUGUAUCUGGAUUUGACACCUUUCAUUUUCAGCAAGCAGCAUAGUAGUAGUAUGUACUAUGUAUUGUGUGUUGUGAUGUUCCCAAUAAAUUUGCCUUCUACUAUUAA
This is a messenger RNA of Sphaeramia orbicularis (orbiculate cardinalfish), 1709 nucleotides long. Its product is annotated as protein FAM161A. The record is from RefSeq and is a predicted model, not a curated record. Gene Ontology annotation, cellular component: cilium. Bases 115 to 1506 code for a protein of 463 amino acids. The transcript has 4 exons. Lineage: Eukaryota; Metazoa; Chordata; Actinopteri; Kurtiformes; Apogonidae. Gene Ontology annotation, biological process: cilium organization.